Neurospora hispaniola is the source of this 957-nucleotide messenger RNA. RefSeq names its product eukaryotic phosphomannomutase. Gene Ontology annotation, molecular function: phosphomannomutase activity. Gene Ontology annotation, cellular component: cytosol. The transcript is spliced from 3 exons. The coding region runs from base 128 to 940 and encodes 270 amino acids. NCBI's taxonomy places the organism in Eukaryota, Fungi, Ascomycota, Sordariomycetes, Sordariales, Sordariaceae. The record is from RefSeq and is a predicted model, not a curated record. Gene Ontology annotation, biological process: GDP-mannose biosynthetic process; mannose metabolic process; protein N-linked glycosylation.
UCGUCGCUGCGAGGCGUUUAUAUAGUUGGCCAUCUCCCCUCCCCAAGCUUUGUACACUUUUCAGGGUUUAUUACUUUGUCCCUUUCCAUCUUCGUCCACCACAACACCAAAAAGCACCAUCAUCACAAUGGCUGCCGCUGCCCCCGUCACCUACCCUCCUCUCGAGGAGCGCCCGCUCAAGAACACCAUCUGCUUGUUCGAUGUCGAUGGCACCCUUACCCCCGCGAGACUGACCGUCUCACCCGAAAUGCUCUCCCUCCUCUCGGCCCUCCGCCAAAAAUGCGCCAUCGGCUUCGUCGGCGGCUCCGACCUGGUCAAGCAGCAAGAACAGCUCGGCUCCGCCUCGGUCGACGUCACCACCCUUUUUGAUUUUUGCUUCGCCGAGAACGGCUUGACGGCCUACAAGCUCGGCCAGCCGCUGCCCUCCAACAGCUUCAUCAAGUACAUUGGCGAGGACCAGUACAAGGAGCUGGUGCGCUGGAUCCUGCACUACAUUGCCGACUUGGAAAUCCCCAUCAAGCGCGGAACGUUUAUCGAGUACAGGAACGGCAUGAUCAAUGUCAGCCCGAUUGGCCGUAAUGCGAGCACGGCGGAGAGAAACGAGUUUGAAAAGUUUGAUAAGGAGGCGGGCGUGCGGAAGGAGAUGGUGGAGAAGUUGAGGGAGAGGUUUGGGCAUUUGGGUUUGACCUUUUCCAUCGGCGGCCAAAUCUCCUUCGACGUCUUCCCUACCGGCUGGGACAAGACCUACUGCCUGCAGCACCUCGAGAACGAGGCCAAGAAGGCCGGCGGUAUCACGUACGACACCAUCCACUUCUUUGGCGACAAGACCUUCAAGGGCGGUAACGACUACGAGAUCUACGAGGAUCCUAGGACUAUUGGUCACUCGGUUACCGGGCCGGAGGAUACGGCGGCCGAGCUGAGGAAGCUUUUUGACCUUUAAGUCUUGGGGGGGGGGGG